This is a messenger RNA of Oryctolagus cuniculus (rabbit), 9559 nucleotides long. Lineage: Eukaryota; Metazoa; Chordata; Mammalia; Lagomorpha; Leporidae. The record is from RefSeq and is a predicted model, not a curated record.
CGCUGGCUUGAGGUUCUAUGCAGGUGGUGCUCAGUGGGCUGCUCCCCUCCCCCCAUCCCAGGAGGACUCCGGUGUCCACCUCCUACAACUCCUGGGAAGAUGGAGUGGAACAGAGCAGGAAGGGACAGCAGAUGUUGGCAGUGCUGUGGUGGGGCCUGUGGUAGGACAGAAGGCUGCAGCCCUGGAACUCCCAGUUCAGGUCAUUGCAGGGGCAGCCCCCAAGUGUGGGUACCUCAGGAAGAUAAACAGGCAAUGAUGGGGCUCCCUGUGCCACCUUGUGUUCAAAUAAAGAGGACUUCACAGUGGUGCUAUAAUAAAAUGGCAGAGGAAGAAAGGAGGGGUGGGAGGUGCAGGUUGCCUGGGACUUGGGACCGUUACGGCAGGUGGCAGAGGGCCCUGGCACCCCUGGUUCUGGGGCAGUUCUGCCAGAGCCCUGCCCUCUUCACCUGGGCCCUGGGGAGAACACAGGCCCCACUUCUGGUGACCUUUAAUGAAGCCAGGGCUGAGGACCCUGACCCCUGCCACAGCAGAGCCACUUGGGAUUGGCUGGCAGGAUUCUGUGACAUCACAGUCACUGAGAACUGUGCACUCUGGGUUGUCGGCAACCAGUGGCCAGUAGUGCUUCUACUGCCCAACUGACCAGGUGUUGGUAGCGUAGGCAGGAGGCACAUUUGCUAGAAUCCAGUGGAUUCUCGACAGAGAUUGGAUUUGGACGCCCUGAGGUCUGGCAGCGCCCAGGAGUGAGCAGCAAUCAUCAUGAAAUAUGAGAAGGAACCCCGUAAAGGGGCCCAGUUUCAGCUGGAAGAAGAGGAUGACGAGAGUGGAGCCCUCAUCCCAGAUUUGGAUUCCUGCGGUGAGUUUUCUGCACCCUGAUCCACCCAGGAGAGGGACCAGGGUCAGAAACCCCACCAUUAGGUAGCACAUCUGUCCCCAGGCCCCCUCCUUGAUCCAAGCUGUGGUCAUAGGCAGGCACUGGUCAGCGCUUGGCCAGAGCCGAGUGACCCUGUGACUCAGAGCUGCAGGCAGGGACAGAGUGGGACGUGGGGCAAGCAGGGGCACUCUUACUCUGAGGCCUCUGUUCAUGUUAAGUUGAGGGGUGGCCUGAGGGUCCUGCUGUGCUCCCAGGGGACACAACCGGGUCACCAGCAUUCCAGAGCUGUGGCCACAGGUUCAGGAAAGCACCCUAGAAGGUGGGCAGUUGUCCAGGAGGUACCUGGGUCUCAGGGGCCAAGCUAAAGGCUUUUUAAGGCCUGGCCUGAGGGACAGCCAGGGGUGUGACCUCAGGGCUCCGAACCUGCCUGCAGGCUUCCCCAGUACAGACUGGGGCAGAGGGGUUUGCAGCAGAGGGCCCUGCCCCCGGGUCUGUGCUGUGAGGAGUGGGGCCUGGGGGCACGAGUCAGACUUGGAGGCUGUUCCCACAGAUGUCAGAGAGAGCGGCCCCAUGGCUGGAGGGUGGGCUCCGGUGACCUAGAGGGAUGGAGCCGUCUCGGGCCGUCUCUGGCGUGACUCAGCAGCCCACCUUAGUAUGGGAUAGGGGGUUCUGGCUCCAUGUUGUGUCAGAACCUGGAGAAAAAGCAGGAGCCAAGUGGUGGAGAGAUGGCCACGAUCCGGGCUGACAGCGGAGGCUGAGGGGUUAGCAGGUACCUCAGGCAGCCAGUAACCGGGGGGGAGGGUGUAUGGGGGGACCCUGGGGGUGUGGUGGUCCCAGGUGCCUCGAGCCCAGCUGCACACUCACAGCACUGGCAGUUCCUGCCUGGCACUGGGCUCCCUGUGCUCAUGGUCACAGACCCUGCUGGGUGUCUGCCUGCAGCAUGGCUGCUGCCUCCCUGCCCUUCUCUGUGCCCUGGGCUGCACCUCAGCAGGGUGAGGAGGACACAGGUCCUGUCCACACCUUGCUGAGGAAGUGGACCAUGCGUGGUUCAGUGCCCAUUCUCAUGGUGUUGUCUCUCUGCCUUUCAGUAAGCAGAAGCCGCCCAGGCAUGGAUGGCUGGCAGUGCAAUGGGUAAGCUGACAUUGGCCAUGGACUCUUCAUCUAGGAGGCAGAACUAGCAGGCCUGUGUGUAUGGGCAGUGGUUAGAGGAGUGCUAUAUGGUCCUCCAGGGACAGCAGUCCCCAGGAGAUCUGUUGAGGCCCACAUGCCCCAGUGCAGGCCUGCAGCUCUGGGGUCCCUGCCUGUGGGCCACUGUGACCCACUUGCCUGGAUGAGAUGGGACUGGCUUGAGGAUGCUUGUCCUGUGGACAGAGCUCAAGCCCCUAGGCUCCCCUAGUUGGAAGGUCUGGGUGCCGUGGUCUGCCCCUUUGCUGGCUCCUCCCAGCUGAAUUGUCCACAGCCUCCUGAGCUGCACCCAUGGCCUCUCUCAGAGGACACUGCUGGGCUCACGCCAUCCUGUCUCCAUUCCCAGCGUAAACAUCAGGAGGGCCGCCGACUGCAAAAAUGGAACAAGGUUCUGUGAAAUUUCACCAAAUACCGCAGCAGCAAGAAGUUCCACUGGAGAAUUGAGAAAGGCAUCCCCGCCCAGGUGAGCGGCAAGAUGUGGGCCAUGCUGCUCUCUGUGGAUACCAGGAAGGCCCAGAACCAUGGCAAAUUUGAGGUAUGGCUCUGCGUGCAACCCGAGGCAGCCGACCCAUUCGGGAAUGAUGAGGAGCCCAAGGCUCCCGCGUGGUGGACAAGUAAUGGCAAGGAGGAGUGGUCAUUUGCUUGGGGCCCCCACCCGGCCCUCCCCUCUACCUCACACAUGUCUCCCCAGAGUCCUCCUCCAUGUCUCCCCACAUGCAAAUGGGCCUGGACAAAAGGAUUUGAUCAGGGCCACAGCCCUCAUCCCUGUGGUCCGGCCUUGCCUCUAGGCCCAGGACUGCCCAGUGCCAUUUUGCUGGGUCCUGGAUGGAUAGAGACAGCCUGGAAUGAGGUGGAAGUCCUGUGUGCUAGGGCCCUCAGCUGGCCCUGUCCCAAACAGCCCUCCCCACACCUGACCCUGCAUGUGUGUUUCUUAUGCUCGCCGGGCCCUGCCCUCACCUGGGCCUUCUCAUGCCUGGCCUGGCCUCAGCUCACCCAGCCCCCACCAGGCCUGCUGGUUCCAUCGGUCAGUCAGCUCUCAACUGCUUCUGGGAAUGAGGGCUGAUCUAUCAGAGGGCUGGCCCAGGGCUGACUGUCACCUCCCUGGCUGACGUCAGGGAGCAAGGAGCAACUGAGCCGCCAGCCCUGCCCUCCCCCAAGUCUUCAAGUGGGGGCUGCCCCUGGGGGCAGCUCCAAGUCCAAGAAGGGCAUCCAAUUUCUUGGUGGUGAUGGGGCUCUCCUGCAGGGGGCAUCCUGAAGGCUGGUCAGGGUGAGGCUGACUCCUGUCCUGUGGGGCCUGAGAGGCCAGUGAGGAGGCUCGGAGGCCUGAUUUGGUCUCUCCUGCUGCGGGAGGCAGAAGUAGUGCAGAAGGACAUUGGCAGAGCCCCUGGCCUCAGGCUGACUGUAGCAGGUCCUCAGUGGCCCCCUCUGCUGGGAACUCGGGGUGGUGUGGGCACUAAGGUGAAUGGGGAACCCAUGACCCUCCCUGGAUCAGGGGAACCAGCUUCCCCCAGGGGGAACUCUGCCUGCCAACCAGAAGAGCUGAUGUGGCUUUGGGGUGCUUGUGUGGCAGUGGGGGUUGGCUGGUCCUGAGGCCGGCCCCUCCCCCUCGGCCCUGUCCUGCAGGAGAUGAAGGAACCAGCCAGGUUAUGCUCAGAUCAGGUCCAACAGAUCGAUGAAGAGGUGGCAUGCAUGUUCAGAAGUCACGUGAUGUUCUGAGAGAGAUAUGGAGCCAAGACUUGGGCUACAGCCAGGGCCUAAGCCACGUGGCAGCCCUGCUGCUGAUGUGGCUGAGUGAAGAGGAUGCUUUUUGGGCCCUGGUCCAGCUCAUGGAGGACAGCCAGCACGCGAUGCAUGAUUUCUACACACCAGACUGCCCAAAACUGGAGCGAUUCCAGCACCACCUGGGAGAUAUCAUGCAUCGCGUGCUCCCCUCCCUGGAGAAACACCUGGAGAAGGAGGGUGUGUACCUUGAGGACUACACCACCCACUGGUACAUCCAGUGCUUCCUGGGUGGGGUGCCGUUCCCCCUGGCACUUAGGAUGUGGGAUAUCUACAUCCUUGAGGGUGAACAUGUACUCACCAUGAUGGCCUAUACGGUCCUCAAGAUCCAUCAAAAGCACCUGCUGAAGAUGUCCAGGGACCACAUCCAUGGGUUCCUGCAGGUGACCCUGAGGCAGGCCUGGGCAUUGAGCGAGGAUGUGGUCAUCAGGCAGUUGCGGGCUUCCAUGCGUGAGCUGGGGAAGCUCCAGUGCCUCCUGCCUCCCGAAGCAAAGCCAAUGGAAGAUUGCAGCCCGGCCCUGCAGGUGCCGCCUGGCUCUCAGGAGCGCGCUCCCCCACCAGUGUCCCUCAAGUGCAAGACCAUUGUUGAGGAGAGCAAAGGCUGCCACCCCACUGCUGCAGCUCCCCAGGAGCCAGUGGGGGCUUCAGCUUCUGUCCCUGAGGAGACCGGUCCUCUCAGAUCUACCAUCCAGCCUGACUCCAAGCAAGAUGCCAAGGAGGAGAAGGGCAGUCGUGGUGAGAGCAGCACCCAGCCCUGCGGCCAGGGCUCCUCCAAGGGGGCCUCAGGUUCAGGGAAUGCCGCUCACCUCUCGGGCCCCCAGUGCUCCUGGCUGGCUGAGCCAGGCCCCCUCUGGCGCUGGACUUCCCUGAUCAAACUCAACGUGACCUUCAAAGAUGACAACCCCGACUCUGAUGAUGAGGAGUACUCCAGCUGCCUGGAGGAGCAGAAAGAAGAUGAAGAGGAGGAAGAAGAGGAGGAAGACCGGGCUGCUGAGUGCCCUGCGUCUCCCUGGCCAAAGCUGCGGCGGGAUCUGGCAUUCGUCCUGCCCGAGAAGAUUUUUGAAGAGGACGAGGAGGGAGGCCAUGAAGAGGGCGCCUCCCCGGAGCCCUCAUCCCCAGCCCUGUCUGUGAAGUCCUCAGAGUCUCUGCUUGGCCCGGGCCUCCCGGCCCCACAGAGCUUGCAGAGCAGGGGAGACCUGUCCCGAUGGGGUGGCCUCCCAAAUCUCAGCCCGCCUGUCAAUGGCGCUGAUUUCUGGCCCCUGGAGCUGGGUGGCCAGUAGGGGCUCAGGGCCCCUCCCCCACCUGCCUUGGAGCCCCUGGAUCCCGGGUCCAUGCAGGCUGUGCUGGCCCUGGGAGCAGAGCUGAAGACUCCCUCCCUGCAUAGGAGUCCCAUGCAGUCUGGGGACAGUCACGGGCUGGAGCCUGCAGGAGCCAGCCCUGUGCUGGGAGACCAGGCCUGCGUGCCCUCCCUGGCUGGAGGCCUCCUUGCUGCCCACUCCAUGGAGCAGCUGGAUGUGUGUGGGUGCCUGGAGGGGAAGAAGAGCCCAGCAGGUGUCCAGCUCAGACGGGCCAGAAGCCUAGCUUCUUUAUGCAAGGCGGCCUCCACCACCAUGGAGGAGGCUCCUCUCUAGAGCUCCCCUACCCUACCCUGAGCAGCCUCACGCUAGCUCAUCUCGGGCCAGAAGCCUAGCUUGUCUAUGCCCGGUGGCCUCACCAAUUGAUAAGGCUCUUCUCUGGAGCUCCUCUCCCCCUUCCUGAGUGGCCUCAUCCUGCCUCAUAUCGGGCCAAGGAUCCAGAUGUUGGGAGAAGAGACUCCUGGCUCAGAGGCUCCUGGCCUGGAGCCUCCACAGGGAAGGAGUCUGGAACCCUGCCUUGGGCAGAGAUAGCAUCCCAGUUCUCCAAGGGUUGCAACACUUGUAGCCCCUUCCUCAACCCACAUGACCUCUAAAAGGUGACUAGGCCCUGUUCAUCAGAAGCCACCUGGGUCAUCCCAAUGGGGCAGGUUAGGCCAUAGCCAUUUUUCCCUGGAUCUGGGAGGCCCAGGAUUCUCUAGGUGUUGUGUCUGGUUUGGAGCUGACCACUCUGUACUGUGUUCUCGAAUGAGCCAUGGCUGUGUCAGUGACAGGACCCCAAGGGCUCAGAAUCACUGGUCCUCACAGGGUGCUUUUUGCAGAAUCAUGCUGAGGCCAGAAGGUGAUGAGAUAGACUGUGACAACUGCCUCAUCUCUCCAGGCUGGGGAACCACAGCCAUGGGCCAGUCCUGUGUCUGCCUCCGUUCCAAGGCUAGUCCUUCUUGUUCCUGGGAACCAUAAGAUCACGUUUUGGAGUCUUCACCUGCUUCUUCUCCUCAUCUGGGGGAAGAUGUGAGCUACAGGAUGAGCUUGCAGGCAAGGCUGCUACAGGGCAGGCAAAGUGGAUGGGAAGGCCCCUGUCCAGGUCAAGCCUGUCCUGUGCUCCCUGCUCUGCCCUGGCUUCCUGGGUGGACCACAGUGUACUCAGCAAUGUGCAGGCAGUCCACCUGUCCAGGCGGAUGCCCUAAACAGUGUUACUAAUGGGAACACACACCUAGAGACUUUCCUGGUGCCUAUGGCCUCCAACCAUCCUCCCCUGGCCAGCCAUAUGGAGGGUGACCUGCAGGCAUCCAUCUCCAUUGAAAGCCACCUGCCUUUGGUGACAGUCCUUUGCCCUCUCGUGGAAUGGAUAUUUCGCAAACCUGGUUCCCUUAAGAAGACUUUCUCCAUUGUAUCACUUUGCUUUCCUGUCAAAGGUCUGAUAACUGUAUUCAUGAAGGUCUCUUCUGGGGUUACCAUUCUGACUCUCACCAGUCCCACAUUGCCAUGAUUGGCUGUCUCAUAAGUUAGUGAAGCUGUGACACAUCAGUCCUCCAGUGUGUUCAUCUUCAAUUAUGGGCGGUGGGAUGUUCGGGGUAUCUUCAUCCCCACACACAUUUUAAAAUCAGUUUGGUAAUUGUAAAACAUCUUGAUAGGAUUUUUUAAAAAUAUGUAUUUAUUUCACAGAGUUACACAGAGAAGGAGAGGCAGAGAGAGACAGAGCGAGAGAGAGAGAGAGAGAGGUCUUCCAUCUGCUGGUUCACUCCCCAAUUGGCCACAACAGCUGGAACUGUGCUGAUCUGAAGCCAGGAGCCCUGACCUUCAUCUGAUUCUCCCAUAUGGAUGGUAGGGGCCCAAGCACUUGGACCAUCUUCUACUGCUUUCCCAGGCCAUAGUAGAGAGCUAGAUUGGAAGUGGAGCAGCCAGGACUCAAACCAGCGCCUGUAUGGAAUGCCAGCAUCCGCUACGUCACAGCGCUGGCCCCGUUGAUAGGAUUUUGAUUGAGACUGUGUUGGUCUAUCAAGUGAAGAAAUACAGAUAUCUUGGCUAGAUUGAGUCUUCCAAUCCAUGACCAUAGAAUGUGUCUCCAAAUGUUCUUCCUUGAGACUUUUUUAGGAGCUUCGUGGUGAUCCUCAUAGAGAUCUUGCAUAUUUUGUUGGAAGUAUACCCAGAUGUUUCUUUUGGGAGGUAAUGUGAAUUGUAAGAUGUUGUUAAUUUCAAAUCCAUCUAGUUAACUGUGAGUAGCUAGGAAAGCAAUUGAUUACUGAAGAUCAAAGUUUACUGUGCAAAUGUUAUGACUGAUCAUUAAUUCCUGGAGGCUUAUUCUUUGCUGAUCCUUUUGGAAUUUCUACAUAAAUAAUCAGAUCACCUCUGAAUAAAGUCUUAUGUUUUCAUUGCUAAAUGCAGUGCCUUGUGUUUCUAGUUCUUGUCUUAACUGCCUUUUCUAGGUCCUCCUGUAGGAUGUGGGGAUGGAGUGGCAAGGAGGGAUGUCCUUGUCCUUUUCCUGGUCCCCCUGUUUCCUGUUUACCCCCAUUAUGACUGCUGUCAGGUGAGUUUCAUUGAAGGCGUUAUUUACCAAGUUGAGGGAAUUCCUCUGUACUCUAUUGUGCUAGAAAUUUAUUAUUAUUAUUAUUUACCUUGGAUGGUAUUACAUUUGUCAACUGAUUUUACUGUGUCCUUGCAUAUGGUCCAUGGUCUGGUUAUGCAUCCCCUUCUGUCUGUUGAGAUGUGGGAUCGCCUCGAUGCCUUUUGGAUUGCUUAACCAGUCUUACAUGUUUUGGAUGAAUCCCUCUUGGCUGAGAGGUGCCAUUCUUUCCAUCCUUUGUUGGAUUUGACUCCAGCUGCCUGGCUUCUUUCUCAGACCUUCCAGAGCAGAUCACUCAUGUUGAUUGGGAGCUCUUGGAAGCCUCUUGAUUUUGGGAUUCAGAAAGAGAGGAAGCUCUUCCACCCACUGGUUCAUUCACUUGAUGGCUGCAGUGGCCAGGGCUGGGCUAGGCCGAAGCCAGGAGCCAGGAGCUUCAUCUGGGUAUCCCACAGAGCUAUCUUCCACUGCUUAUCCUGAUUCAGAUCCUGCACUGGAAGUAGAGCAGCCAGGAUAUGAACCAAAACAGUGCCCACCACAAUGUCAGCCCCAGAAACUCUUAGUUUUUUAAAACAAAUAUCACUGUGUAUAUUUAGGGUAUAGAGUGCUUUGAGACUCAUAAAGGCUUUAUAUAUGUGGUAUAACAUGCAUAGUAGCUACAGGUACCUUGGGGAGGCGUGUUAACACAGUUUGUCACAGUGAUCCACUUAUGGAUAUGUAUGACCAGAACAGCUGGGAUUGAGGCAUUCAGCAAAAAUCCCAAAUGUGCUACAAUAUAACCACAGCCCACAUGUUGUACUUGACAUCUCCAGACUUGGUCAUCCUACCUUGUACCCUUUGACGUACGCCUCAUUUCUCACCUGCCCCCAUUCAUCCUUAGUGACCACUAUUUUACUCAUGACAUCUGUAGAUUUGACUUCCUGUUCUUUCAGACUUCCUGUAUAAGUGAGAUCAUGCAGUAGUUUUCUUCUUGCAUCUGUGUUAUUUCACCUAACACAAUAUUCCUUGGCUUCAUCCACUUUGUGACAAAUGGCAGGAUCUUCUGUUUUAGAAAGGCUGAGUGAUAUCCCUAUGGCUAUUUAUAACACCUAUGGCUAUUUCCUUACCUAUUGAUUCUACAGCUUUGCUAUUGUGAAUACCACUGCAGUAAAUAUUGGAGUGCAGAUAUCUUUGAGGGAGUGAGUUCAUGUCCUCAGGGUAUAGAUCCAGGAGACUGAAUGGCUGGGUCAUAUGGUAUUUCUGUUUUUAGUUUCUUUAGGAACUUCCCUGUUCCUCUGGGGCAGCUAGAGGAAGUGGGGAAAAGAUAGUACUUGCUAGGUUUGAAAAUAAAACCCUUUGUCCAGGCAGCAAAAUACCCUCAAGGUGAGAAAUGACCUUAAUGGAAAGCUCUAAUGAGUGAUGGUAACACCUUUUGUUGAAGAGCUAAGGGCUACUGCUAUGAUGCAGUAGGCUUCCCAUAUGGGUACCGGUUUGAGUCCUGGCUGCUAUUUUUCUGAUCCAGCUCCCUGUUAAUGCACUUGAGAAAGCAAAGGAAGAUGACCCAAGUGCAUGGAUCCCUGCACUCACGUGGGAGAUCUGGAAAAAACUCCUCGUUCCUGGUUUCACAUUGGCCCAGCUCUGGCCAUCGAGGCCAUUUGGGGAGUGAAUCGGUGGAUGGAAGAAGACCUUUCUCUGUCUCUUCCUCUCUGUGUCUCUAACUCUGCCUCUCAAAUAAAUACAAAUGCUGUUUUAAAAAGUUAAAAAAAAGACAAGGUGGUGUUUAGUGAUCUUGUAAGACUUCCCAAAGAACACCCAAUAAUUGUAACAGUGCUG